AUGGAGAGACCCGUGAGAGUGAAGGCUUGGGUGCAGGAGAACCGCGCCUCCUUCCUGCCCCCGGUCUGCAACCAGCUCCUGCACCAGAAGCAGCUCAAAAUCAUGUUCGUCGGGGGUCCCAACACCAGGAAGGACUACCACAUCGAGGAGGGUGAGGAGGUGUUUUACCAGCUGGAAGGCGACAUGCUUCUCCAAGUCCUGGAGCAAGGGAAGCACCGGGAUGUGGUCAUCCGGCAGGGAGAGAUCUUCCUCCUGCCCGCUGGGGUCCCCCAUUCUCCACAGAGGUUUGCCAACACAGUGGGGCUGGUGAUUGAGCGGAGGCGGCUGAAAACGGAGCUAGAUGCGCUCAGGUACUACAUAGGCGACACCACGGACGUCCUGUUUGAGAAGUGGUUCUACUGCGAGGAUCUCGGCACACAGUUGGCCCCCAUCAUCCAGGAGUUUCUUAGCUCUGAGCAGCACAGAACAGGAAAACCCAACCCUGACCAGCUGCUCAAGGAACCGCCAUUCCCCCUGAGCACACGGUCCGUCAUGGAGCCCAUGUCGCUGGAGGCCUGGCUGGAUGGCCACCGCAAGGAGCUGCAUGCUGGCAUACCCCUCAGCCUGUUUGGGGACACCUAUGAGACCCAGGUGAUGGUCCAUGGACAAGGCAGCAGCGAAGGCCCGAGACAGGACGUGGACGUGUGGCUGUGGCAGUUGGAGGGCUCCUCAGUGGUGACAAUGGAAGGACAGUGCCUGAGCCUGACCCCCGAUGACAGCCUCCUGGUGCCAGCUGGGACCGCGUAUAGCUGGGAACGAGGGCAAGGCUCCACGGCCCUGUCUGUGACUCAGGACCCUGCCCGCAAGAAGCCCCUGGGGUGA
Molecule: messenger RNA, 861 nt
Organism: Mesoplodon densirostris (Blainville's beaked whale)
Lineage: Eukaryota; Metazoa; Chordata; Mammalia; Artiodactyla; Ziphiidae
Gene: HAAO
Product: 3-hydroxyanthranilate 3,4-dioxygenase
Exons: 10
Coding region: 1-861 (286 amino acids)
Biological process (GO): 'de novo' NAD+ biosynthetic process from L-tryptophan; quinolinate metabolic process
Cellular component (GO): cytoplasm
Molecular function (GO): iron ion binding; 3-hydroxyanthranilate 3,4-dioxygenase activity
Source: RefSeq, a predicted model, not a curated record